Molecule: messenger RNA, 1849 nt
Organism: Exophiala mesophila
Lineage: Eukaryota; Fungi; Ascomycota; Eurotiomycetes; Chaetothyriales; Herpotrichiellaceae
Exons: 1
Coding region: 146-1498 (450 amino acids)
Biological process (GO): protein stabilization
Molecular function (GO): protein-folding chaperone binding
Source: RefSeq, a predicted model, not a curated record
AUUUGCUUCACCACUACAACUUCAACCUUGAGUUGGACGCUUCCAGUGUCCAUCUGGACUUUACUAUUCUCCUCCUCCUUAGGCCCAUAUUCCCUUGCUCGAGUCCAACCAAGCCAUUGACUAGGAGACAUACACCCCCAAAGCCAUGGCUCACGCCGCCAGAGGCAAAGCCGCCCUCGAGGCCUCCGACUAUCCCAAAGCAUUGUCCCAUUUCACUCUUGCUCUCAUCGAAUUCCCUACUUCUCCAGACAAUUACAUGCUUCGGUCGACAGCUUUCGCCCGUCUCAACCCUCCCCGCUAUGACCUGGCUCUCCAAGACGCAGAAUUCGCAGUUGCUUUCGCCAAAAAGCGUGGGAAGAGAGAAAAGAUCCUCGCGACGCAGCAACGACGCGCCGUUGCCUUAUUUGGCCUCGGCAAGUACGCCGAUGCAAAAUUCAUACUCACUUCCAUUCAGGCGUUGAGACCCGCAGACAGUAAACCCUUGAAAAUGGAAGGAGACAUGUGGAUGGCAAAGGUUGAGAGGAAGUUGAAAGACGUGGCUGUCGAGGACCGGAUGCAUACCGCUAAAGAGAUCCCCGACACCCGCAUUCCUAGCGAUGCCGAACUACAGGCAACACUUCAGUCACAACUUAAUCCGGACAAAUCGUUCAGGUUCCCAGAAGAAGGACCGUCGUCUACUGCCCUGCCAGCCGAAGUUUCCAAAUCUUCAGACACACCCAAUGCCACCUCAUCCUCCCAGAUAUCCACCCCUGCAACUCCAGCCUCUGUACCGCCUUCGAAAUUCCGUCAUGAAUGGUAUCAGAAUCCUCAAAGUGUAACCUUGACUAUCUAUGCAAAGGGUGUCUCAAAGGAUGCUGCCCAAAUCGAUAUCACAAACACCUCGGUGUCUGUGUCCUUCCCUCAUCCCUCCAAUCCCACAUCGACGUUCGACUUUUCUCUCGACCCACUCUAUGCCCUGAUCGAUGCAUCUCAAAGCAAAGGUACUGUUAUGUCAACCAAGAUCGAGCUUAUAUUACGCAAAACGGUGGCGGGACAGAAGUGGCCAUCAUUAGAAGGCAACGAACCACUGACUUCACCGAACGGGACAAAUACAUCCGGCGCAACUGAUCCGGCGGCACUCAAGCCCUCAACGAUCGCGUCCUCUUCCACAGGUCCAUCUUAUCCCACUUCGUCUCGCAAUGGCCCAAAGGACUGGGAUAAGCUGGCCAGCGACCUUCACGCCAAAACCAAAUCGAAGCGUCCGAAAGAAAAAACCAAGAAGGCCACCGAUUCGAACGAGCCAACGUCUGAGCCCGAAGCCGACGACGAAAUCGAAUCCGACUUCGAGGGCGGUGAUGACGUUGAUGCCUUUUUCAAGAAGCUUUAUGCUGGCUCCGAUGAGGAUACUCGCCGUGCAAUGAUGAAGAGUUUCUAUGAGAGCAAUGGCACAGCUCUUUCGACUAACUGGUCUGAUGUUGGCAAGCGCAAGGUGGAAGAGGUUAAGAGCAAGGAUGAGUGAUUCGCGAAUCAAGUAUCCAGCCAUCGCAUCGUGUUAGGUGGGAUUCUUGAGGAAAGUCAAACGAUUCGUUACGGCUUCGUUGCGCAAAAUGGAGGCGUUCGACUUGAGUCUGGUGGAGAAAGUCAUACUAUGGGCGCCUUGGGUGUUUUUAGGUUUGCGAGUAUUAUUCCAUACCCUAAAGUUGCACAGUUAUGAUACAUGAUUGACGAUAUCAUGGCCAGGUGGCCGAUGAGUUAGUAGAGAUUUAGGUUUGUCAGAACAUGUUCAAACAUGACCUACAUGACCUGUCACAAUAGAACCCAUUCCAUGUUCGGACAGCAGACCCAUCCCUGCACUCUCAUAUUAAUUUCC